This is a messenger RNA of Micropterus salmoides (largemouth bass), 1396 nucleotides long. RefSeq names its product transcription elongation factor A (SII), 2 (gene tcea2). Gene Ontology annotation, molecular function: zinc ion binding; nucleic acid binding. Lineage: Eukaryota; Metazoa; Chordata; Actinopteri; Centrarchiformes; Centrarchidae. The transcript is spliced from 10 exons. The record is from RefSeq and is a predicted model, not a curated record. Gene Ontology annotation, biological process: transcription elongation by RNA polymerase II; DNA-templated transcription. Gene Ontology annotation, cellular component: nucleus. Bases 114 to 1043 code for a protein of 309 amino acids.
ACAGGCUGCGUAGAGAAGGAAAGAGAGAGCGACGGGGAGAGUUUGUCUCCCUCAUCAAUGGGGGUUUUCACCGCAGCAGAGGAGGAGAACUGAAGGCGAGAAAUCAGCUCAAAAUGGCUAAAAACCAGGAAGUGGAGCGCAUCGCCAAAAAGCUGGAUAAAAUGGUGCACAAGAAAAACACGGAUGGAGCUCUUGACCUGCUGAGGGAACUAAAGAACAUCAAGAUGUCCCUGGAGACCCUGCAGUCAACCAGAGUUGGGAUGUCAGUGAACGCGGUGAGGAAGCAGAGUUCAGAUGAAGAAGUUCAGAUUCUGGCCAAAGCUCUCAUUAAGUCCUGGAAGAAACUGCUGGAUGGUUCGGAUGAGAAGGAGAAGAAGAAGGAAGGCUCACCUGUGAGGUCAUCAUCCACCUCCAAGGACUCUGGCAGCAGCGAGAAAAGCAGCAAGAAGUCUAGGGAGCCCCCCACCACCCCAACCACGCCCACUAGUCCCACUACCCCAACCCUCCCACCUCUGGUCACCUCCUUCCCCCCCGCUCCCGUCACCACCGACAGUGUGCGGAACAAGUGCCGAGAGCUGCUGGUGGCAGCGCUGCAGACUGAUGAUGACCACAAGACAAUUGGAGUCGACUGUGAGCACCUCGCAGCACAAAUUGAAGAGGAGAUCUUCCAGGAGUUUAAGUCAACAGAUAUGAAAUAUAAAUCUCGUCUACGAAGCCGGAUCUCCAACCUGAAGGACCAGAAGAAUCCCGACCUGCGGCGUAAUGUCCUGUGUGGAAACAUCUCGCCUCAACGCAUUGCCUGCAUGACCGCUGAGGAGAUGGCGAGUGCAGAGCUGAAGCAGAUCAGAGAGGCUCUGACUAAAGAGUCCAUCAGAGAGCAUCAGCUGUCGAAGGUUGGAGGAACUGAGACGGACAUGUUCAUCUGCAACAAGUGUCACGGAAAGAGCUGCACCUACACACAGGUCCAGACUCGCAGUGCUGAUGAGCCAAUGACCACCUUUGUGUUAUGUAACAGCUGCGGCAACCGAUGGAAGUUCUGUUGAAGAGGACCUGUGGUUAUUAUUCCUUCAUGAAGCAAACUGACUUAAGUGAACUGAAUGUGGAUUUAAAAAAAUAAUAUAGUUCUUUUCUUUAUUUUGUAUAAUUUUAUAUAUCUAUAAAACUAAAAGCUGUUAUAUAUUACGAGAAAAAUAAGCCAGUUAACGUUUUCUAUUGGUUGAAUUUGUUUUGUAUGGAGCACAGAGUUUAUUUCAUACGCUAGAUGAAGCUUUAAGCCAGAUUUAAAUCACAUUUAGGCCUUGUAGAAACAGUGGAUGUGCCUUUCUUUGCCAUGUUGUGCUGCCACAUAUUUUGCCCUUAACAUUUAUAUUAAAGUAGCUCUUGGAUUAAGACAACA